AUGCCGCUGAGUGCGCGCCACAUCGAGAUGAUGCCACCGGGCUUGACUCAAGCUGUGACGCGCCGACAACUCGGAUUUACCGACUUCAUUGCGUCCUUCACCAGAGUUUACAAUAGAAUUCGAACUGCUGGUCGUGCGACGAUAUACGAGCAAGUCCUAGACGAACGUAUGGCUGAAGACGCAUUGAAGUUGAAGGAACUCGGCAAUGGUCACUUCAAAGCGGGUCGGUUCAAGAAAGCUGCUCAAUCCUAUACAGCUGCGGAAAGACUCGACCCAAACGAUCCGACAUACGCUUCUAAUCUCAGCGCCGCUCUGUACGAACUUGGCCAAUAUGAAGCAUGCGUGUCUUGCAUAAUUCAAGUUCUCCGACUGCUCACGAAGACCCAGGUGGAGGAGAGGAACGACACGCUCAUCAAGCGCCUUUGUGCGCGUUUGUCUAGGUCUCUACGUUAUGGAUUUCGGUCGGGGCGCAUUCCGCAUCAGACCACUUCCAACGAAAGCUCAGCUAUUGAAGUUAGUUUGAAGGAUCUAGAGGAGAUUGGUAGUGAAGCUGGAAAUGUGGAUAUAGCGAUGGCGUGUAAAGAAUGGGAGCUGGCCAGAGCUGACGCAGCGAAGACGGUUGAAGGAUCCCACGAUGCACAAGAAAGGCUUAUUCGCCUACCUCGAUUCAAACUAGCUGCUGAUUCAGCUUUGGAAUACUACACUUUCUCUCACGAUGAUCCUAUGUCUAUCAUUGACUAUUACGCUCAUGAUCAUCCUGCGUCUCCGACCCCAUUGAGACUCGAGUCUCUCUCCGAGGAGCGUCUAUCAAAGUUAGCUUUCCUUUUAGGAGGGGUAGGCGAUGCUCGACAUGUCUUCGGAUCUGUCAUUGGUCUCAACCAAGCCUAUGUCAGGUUGCCAAAGGCUAAACAAGCGAGCUUGAAAGCGCACUUCACCCUUCUCGAUAUAAAAUCGACCGCGCUCGCCCGUGAUCUGUGCAUCCUGAUACUGUUGAACGACUUGAUCUCGGACGACUGCGAGGCUCAGGACAGGUUGGAGAUCAAAGCAACGAUCUUCUACAUCUACACCGGGGUAAUAGUGCCACAGUACUGCUAUGCCAGGCUCAUGGCCACCGUCACACGUCUUCGACAAAACUUAUCCAUCAUACCUCCAUCCCUACCUCCCUGGAUCUAUGUGAGCUCCGAGUCCAUUCCGGCCAUCCUUCUCUCCCUCGACCAUUGGCUUGCCUGUUCUCCUACGAAGGAUAUCGACUUCAUGCUCCACCAACAUGAUGCCGACAUGGGCAGUUACGAGGCCUCCAUGGCCCGCCUACGCUCCCAAGAUCAAUCACCUAUCUAUCAAGGACGGUUGCAUCGAAUUCGUCAGUCAGUACGGGUGAUGCUCGACUCUCAAACCGACGAAGAUAUAUUGGGGAUGGAAAGCUUGAUGCUCCAGGAAGAAGGGGUCGAGAAAGUUUAUUCCGCAGUUCCCAAUGAGCCGUCGAAGAGGGCUAGGUUUAUCAGGGAGGCAAAGGGGCGUCUCGUGGACCAUCUGAAGUAUCAAGAAAAUUCCUACCUAGACUCGUUACCGCUGAUGCAGGAGAAGCUGUUCUAUAAGGAAUCGAGGGCAUUCGUGCCGCCACCUGAUCUCUGGGAACAGCACGAAACGUUCGUUAACUUAUGGAAAGCUUAUCGGGAACUGAAACCCAGGAUGCCUGGAUACAAGGCAAGGAGAUCUGUCCUCGAAGCACUGAAGACCAAGGCUCACGCAGAAACCAAGAAGACAUGGAGACCGAACCCAUCUUUAUUUGAUAUCUUUCACGAGUCCUAUCUUGGAUAUCCGGGAUUGAGCAGCAGUGGCUUUCUCUCCAUACAAUCAAUUGAGACAUUCAAUGUGCGUUCUAGCUUGCAACGAGGCUUUGGCCACAACAUCGUCCCCGACUCCCCGUCCUACUCCAUCGUCUGGAACUUCUUCGGGGCCUUCCUUGCCGCCGUCAGAAAGCUCGGUCACUCACUACAGAUCGAAAUCAUCUGUGGCGAGCUCAACCAGGAGAUGUUGAGGAUGCGGACUGUCGGGUACCAAGACCGACCGACCCACUUCCCUAGAUCUUACACCAGAGCUUGGUUGAGUAACGUUCCGGAUUAUACCCACGGCCCACUGAGCACAGCCAUGUAUAUCGUCCCUGCCCUCGAAGCCGAGCCCAUAUCCUCUGCUGGAGCCAAUUGUUACCUCAAUACGCCGACAUGGAAGGAUGGCGAAGAAUUUUGCCAUAACUACACUCUCUUGAGGACGUAUGACGUUCCACGCUAUCUUGGAUGCCGCGUCCUCCAGAUGGCGCCAAAUGGAGGCAUUAUCAACCUUUCGCCUAUGCCGCUCCCCAGGGACCUCCACGACCUUGCGUCCCGUCCCGAGCUAACAACUUGGUUGAUGCGCAUGCUUCUCUGCAUUCUUAUCCCAGGAACUAUGGACGACCCCAAGGGCACCGCUUCCGUACGGUGUCCCAACAAUCUCGUUGCGUUCAUCGAACUCUUGAUUCACCUACACUUUGUCGGUUUCCCGAGCCACUGGCUGUCCGAUCUCCUCCAAGAAGUUCUCAACAAUAAGGUUGAAACAGAUGUAGCUCCCUAUCUUGGGACGCUUCCUAUACCUGUCACGGAGGCGACCAGGCGUGUGGCGAGGAGGAAGAUAUAUUUAUCGCCUUGGCUUGUGGAGUUCGAAACCAUACUCGCGAUGUCCUACGAGGCGAUCCCGUUCCCUCUUUCCACCCCAGAAGACUUCUCGAUGACGUUCUCGGACAUCGGCCUGUUCGAGACGACCAUCAAGUCGGAGAGCUUCAAUCCUAUGACAAGUCUACCGCGCUGGAAUCCGUAUACGCCGGUAAUCUCUCUCAUGUUCUUCGAACCUGGAGAAUAUGACCGUCCUGCGCAGCUCAUCUCAAGGAUGGCGGAUCUACUGGAAGGGAAGAUCGAUACGACGAAACGAAAGUUGCAUAUUUUGACGGUCGUGGAAAAGUUCAGUAUCAAAGACGGUGUAGUGAGGUGGAGGAUGAGCAAGGAGAGAAUAGGCAGGAUGAGGAUAGAGGGCUGGGUUAUGAUUUCGUAUCGAUCUGAUGCCAGAGAAUUCGUUUCACAGCCUGAUAGUGCACAGAAUUGGAAGGAGGUUGACGAGUCCCUCAGAUAA
Messenger RNA from Stereum hirsutum FP-91666 SS1, 3159 nucleotides. RefSeq lists its product as uncharacterized. The transcript has 13 exons. The coding region runs from base 1 to 3159 and encodes 1052 amino acids. Lineage: Eukaryota; Fungi; Basidiomycota; Agaricomycetes; Russulales; Stereaceae. Gene Ontology annotation, molecular function: Hsp90 protein binding. The record is from RefSeq and is a predicted model, not a curated record.